Molecule: messenger RNA, 2812 nt
Organism: Xylona heveae TC161
Lineage: Eukaryota; Fungi; Ascomycota; Xylonomycetes; Xylonales; Xylonaceae
Product: Phosphodiest-domain-containing protein
Exons: 3
Coding region: 367-2685 (772 amino acids)
Biological process (GO): nucleoside triphosphate metabolic process
Molecular function (GO): ribonucleoside triphosphate phosphatase activity; nucleoside triphosphate diphosphatase activity
Source: RefSeq, a predicted model, not a curated record
GAAUUCAGACAAAAGCAUUCAUCAUGGGUGAGAUCAAAUGUUUAGAAUAUGUGGACGAUUCGAUCCAUUGCAUUCCAACUCGCUUGGUUGAUGACAACGCCAUUCUGCUGCGAGGGACAGUCGAAUACCCAUUCAACCCCAGUUUUGGACUUGAUCUCUAUCCUGUCCAUUCCCCGGCCAAUGAAAUUAGUAUCGUCUCUAGAUAGCAACUGCUACAGCACCUCUGCGAUGCUUUGAAAAGACAAAUUUAGAUAAUUCAACCGACCAACUAGGCGGGCGGCCGACCUUGACAUCUUCCGUUGCAUCACCUUGCCGCCGCCGUCCCUCCGGUCUAUUUAUUCCGAUAAAUCCAAGGAGAGCAACGCCAUGGCUGCAGGCUCUCAGGGUCACCAAUUUCUCUCUCCCCGAAUCCAUGACGAAGAUGUGCUCUCUGUUCGAUCCCUGUCCGAUCGAGAGUCUGACUCGGAAGACGACAAUGUCCUCAGCGCCGCGCGGGAUUCGGGAGACAUUGCUCGACAUGACCGCUCUGUCCUGGAGGAGGAGGAAGAGCGAGAGAGACUGCUAACAGGCGGAAGCAGUGCUGGCGCAGGCUUUAGACGCAUGUUCAGCGGUGGUAACCAAGGCCCAGAGAGAGUCAGAAUCGGAAAAUCAGAGCGCAAACGGCAAAAGAGGCGGGAUCGAAGAGCUGCACGGCGACCGGGCAAAGGCAAACAUGGCACCAGGGAAUUAAUGUUUGAACUGGAAGAGGGGGGACUUCGGACAGAUACAGGAUCCGACAUCUCGGGCGCAUCAUCCUCGGAGAUUGACAGGAGGAGACUCCGCAGUGUCUACAAAGAGCGGCCUCGGCGCACACGACGCACAACACUACUUAUCUUUCAUGCUGCAGCUGUCGUGCUAUUUCUUAUCUUCCUCCUAUUCGCAUACAAACUAUCCAGCGGCCGCAAAAUGAUUUCCACUACGACGCUGCGAUCGAAUGGCACGUCAUUAUUCGCGCCGACCACAAUACUGAUCUCUUUGGAUGGAUUCCGUGCCGACUUCCUCAAUCGUGGCCUCACGCCCACCCUCAACUCUUUCAUCGAAACCGGCAUCUCGCCACGCUACAUGCUGCCCAGCUUCCCCAGCGUCACCUUCCCGAACCACUUCACCCUCGUGACAGGCCUAUACCCUGAAAGCCAUGGCGUCGUAGGAAACACCUUUUGGGACAAGGAUAUUCAGCAGCAAUUCUCGUCUGUGCAUCCCGAGCGGAGCAUGCAACCAAAAUGGUGGCAAGGGGAGCCACUUUGGUUGACUGCAGAGAAGCAAGGUAUUCGAAGUGCAAUUCAUAUGUGGCCUGGAUCCGAGGCCCACAUCGGUGGAGUCGAUCCCGCUUUUCUCGACAAAUAUAAUGGCUCCGAAGCGCUGUCGCGGAAAGUAUCUCGGGUCUUGGGAUUCCUCGAUCUCCCUGGCGAACAAGAUCCGAAGGGCAUCACCGACGAGAUCCGGCCCCAGUUCAUCGCCGCUUACGUUCCGAUCGUGGAUCGCGACGGCCACAAGUACGGUCCUAAUAGCACAGAAAUCCGCGGGACCAUCUCUCACGUAGACGACAUGUUGCAUGACCUUUUCGUUGGACUGGAAGAACGGAACCUGACAAAUAUUGUCAACGUUGUAGUUGUUUCCGAUCAUGGAAUGGCUACAACGUCCACCGACCGGCUCAUCCAGCUCGAGGAUCUGGUUGAUCCAGACCUUCUAGAACACAUUGAUGGAUGGCCGCUCUACGGUCUCCGGCCCAAAGAUCCGCAUGAUCUCGAAAAGCUGUAUAACGAGAUAUCCGAGAAGGCGGCAGAAUACCCAAAUAUCGACGUCUAUUUGCGAGACAGGAACAUGCCGGAGCGAUACCAUUUUUCAAAUAACGACCGCAUUGCACCGCUGUGGAUCGUACCAAAGACGGGCUGGGCGAUUGUUACCAAGGCCGAGAUGGAUGUCGAAAAGGCAAAAGCAAAUGGUGAAGUGUUUCAUCCUAUGGGCCUGCAUGGAUACGAUCAUGAGCAUCCUCUUAUGAGGGCAAUCUUUGUUGCGAAAGGCCCGUCAUUUCCGCAUAAGCCGAAUAGUCGUCUGGAUGUGUUCCAAAACACCGAAGUCUACAACAUCAUCUGCGACUCCCUCGGUCUCACGCCGCAGCCGAAUAACGGAACACUUCGACUUCCAUUGAAGCCCGUAGGCUUGCACUCCGAUGACGACGCCACUGGACUUGACUCACCGGAUGAUCCGCCGGCGUCUUCGGCAACACUAGGGUUUGACUCCGGCCUUGCCUCUCAUCUCAACACCCUUUUCUCCAGCAUGUCGGUCACUGUGAGCCCCAGUCACCUCAACGCUGUCUCAAAAACCGAAUCAUCUGCAACAGAACCUACCACAGCCGCGUCUAUUGGUGUUGACACGCCAGAGAUUCUUCCGCCUAGACCGACCAUUGUGGAUGAAAACGAUGAUUCUCAGAACAACGCAUUGCCUUCUCCGCCAACACCAGAUGAUAAUGCGCAAGGGCAUGACGCAGCCGACAAGGAAAAAGAAGAAGAUCGGAUCCAGAAAUGGUGGGCUUAUGUUGUUGCUAAACUCCAUGGCGCCAAAGAUUGGGCAGGGAAUCUCUUUGAUGGGAAUAGAUCCAAUUCGACCAGCACAUCAGCGACAGCUGUCCCAUCGCUAGCUGCAUAGUUUCUCGAAUUAUUUGUUUCUUGUUUCUUGUUAUAGAAAUGAUUUUACGAUAUCAUUGAUCCGGGAGUCAUGGUUAGGGUAUACCUUGGGAUAGUUAAUAAUAUUGAACAUGAAUUUUACCUUCCCG